AAACCUGGCGGAGCUGGAGGGGCUGAGCGUGGUGAGGGUCGACUCGUUCAGCCAAUCAGGGAGUACGUGGAUGGACGCGCCGGCGGCACUCGCCCUCUUCGGCUUCAGGCUGCUGCAGUGCUGCAACUGGAGGUCCGCGAGGACGGGCGAGGCGCUUGCGGCGCCGCCUCCUUCCGACCGAAUUGCUCCUCGCACGACCGCGUGUGGGUGGCUGGGGAACUACUGUCGCAACUGGAGGACAACCACCUGUCGCACCGCCUCUGCCUGCACGAGCGCGACUUCCCUCUCGGAGCUCUGGUGGUGCAGAACAUCGUCGAGUGCAUGGAGCGUAGCCGGCGAACCUCCGUGACAGGAGAUGCAGAACACUACGCUCCCACGCGCGGACCCCUGCAGUGCGAUGGCGUCCUUCCGUUUCUGAGGAAGACGGUGGAAGCGGCCUGCUAUAGCCAGUGGCCAGAAGGGUCCCCGCUGCCCACACUCAGCUGCGCUGUUGCCAGCGGAUACAAGCGCAUCGCAGGCACUUACCUGGAGCGCUUCCUCUACAAAGCAACCUAUCAGGUGAUGGACACGUCGAUAUCUGAUCCAAACAUCCCAGGAGACUGGAACGGCUGGUGCGCGUACCAGACAAGCCUAAUGAUUAUGAAAGUUGAAUCGCCAGAUGUCAUUUCCGGACUACCAAUAAUUGAAGAUGAUCACAUGAACAGAUACACCGAAGUGAAAGAUAAGACCGGUACCAAGCUAGGGGCUUCCUUUCCUGUUAUGGCGCAGGGCUUCAAGGACCUGAUCCUGGAUUUUGGCCCAGAUGGCUUGGGCGCACGGGUGGCGUGGAUGUCAGAUUACAACUGCUCGGGUUGCGCGUCGGAGGUGUGGCACGUGGAGUACUGGGACGCGGCGGAGGUAGCGCGGCUGCUGGUGAACCGCGCGUGGCGCCUGCGCAUGCGCUUCAGCCACGCCUUCAUGUCGCCGGCCACCUUCGUGCUGCAGCUGCUGCGGGAGGGCGCGCUCGUGCGGGAGGUGGCCGUCCACGGCGGCGCCCGCUGGGACGACGCCGUCCUCUUCCCGGUGCGGCUGCCGCGCAUGCGCCGUCUCGAGCUCGCCUCCAACGUUAAUUUCAUUCGCGUGCCAAAUCUACUACAUUUAAAUCUGGCAAACAAUAAGUUCACCAAAAUACCAGAAGGACUGAAAUAUCUACAGCGUCUCAAAUAUCUGGAUUUGUCAAACAAUCCCAUUGUGGACUCUGAGUUUGCAACGAUCCUAUGUCCCCUUCGCGACCUAAAGGAGCUGAAUAUAUCCGGAGCGCCUCUUGGCAGCUUGGACAUCCUUGUAUCAGGCAAUGCGAGCUGCGGAGGACAUACAACGAACUCCAGUCCCGCAAACGGAAGCUUGUAUUCGCGCCUGGAGGUGCUGGACGCGAGCGGCUGCAACCUGCCCUCUGUGGAGAGCAGCCUAUGUGCUCACUCUCCUGAUGUUCGUUUCCAGUAUUCGCGCCUGGAGGUGCUGGACGCGAGCGGCUGCAACCUGACCUCCGUGGCGAGCCGCCUGUGGGCGCGGGCGAGCAACCUGCGCACGCUGCGCCUGGCCGCCAACCCCUUGGCCUCCGUGCCGGCCUGGCUGGCGCAGCGGCUGCCGGCGCUGCAGGAGCUGGACCUGUCGGGCUGCCUGCUGGCCGCGCCGCCCGCGCUGCGCCUGGCGCCCGCCCAGCGCCUGCACCGCCUGCUGCUGGCGCGCAACCUGCUGGCGACGCCGCGGGGCGCGCUGGCGGCGGGCGACGGUGCCGGGGACGGGGCGGCGUACCUGGACCUGAGCGGCAACCCGCUGCGCGGAGAGUGGGGUGCGGGGGCGUUCGCGCCGCUGGGCGCGCGCGCAGCCGUCAACCUGUCGCGCACGCACCUCACCGCCCUCUCGCCCCAGAUGCUGCGCUCCUUGGAGCCGCUCGCGCAGGUCGACCUGGGCGGCAACCCCUUCGACUGCAGCAGCUGCUCCAUUCUACCCCUGCAGGAUUGGCUCAGAAAUAACACAGGUCCGGAAGUGGUGUGGCUGGGCGCGCGCUCGCCCGUGUACUGCUGGCGGCCGCUGUCGCUCCGCGGGCAGAGCGUCCGCGACGUCCCAGGCCCCGCGCCCGCGACCUGCGCCUCCGCCUCCGCCGCCGCCUCCGCCUCCUGGUGGACGGGCGGCGCCAUCGCCGGGCUGGCGUCGGGCGCGGUGCUGCUGGGCGUCGCCGCCGCGGCGCUGCUCGCGCUCCGCUUCCGCCUGCACCUCACCUACCACGACCGCGCGUGGGUGGUUGGCGAGCUGCUGCCGCGCCUGGAGGGACGCGCCCCGCGGUACCGCCUCUGCCUGCACGAGCGCGACUUCCCUCUCGGAGCUCUGGUGGUGCAGAACAUCGUCGAGUGCAUGGAGCGUAGCCGGCGAACGCUCAUCGUGCUCACGCCUUCUUUUAUCAAAAGUCAGUGGUGCCAGUGGGAGCUGGAGAUGGUGACGCGCCGCGUGCUGGAGGGCGCCGGGCGGGACUUCCUGGUGCUAGUGUGUGCUGUGAGUGUGUGCGCAGUGGUGCCAGUGGGAGCUGGAGAUUGCACGCACCGCCUGCUGGAGGGCGCCGGGCGGGACUUCCUGAUGCUGGUGGAGCUGCAGCGGCUGGAGGCGCGCGCCCUGCCUCGCCUGCUGCGGCUGCUGGUGGAGACGCGCACCUUCCUGCAGUGGCCGGCCGACGGGGCCGCCGGGGGGUGCGCGGAGGAGCAUUUUCAAGUGUUUGUGAAGCGUUCAUUAAUAUGGAUAGUUCUAAAAUAA
Messenger RNA from Gryllus bimaculatus (two-spotted cricket), 2787 nucleotides. Lineage: Eukaryota; Metazoa; Arthropoda; Insecta; Orthoptera; Gryllidae. The record is from the annotation of a GenBank genome assembly.